UACAGUCUGUCCCGAAAGUAGGACCAUCCCAGUUGCGCGGUUAAUUCAAAGUAACAGUCGUCAAUACGUCAAAUAAACUAGUCAAAUUAUAAAAUCCUUUUACAUUGCUUAUAAACUGCGAUGGGUGAUCAAGAGCAGGAAGUACCACCAGAAAAAAACGAGGCUCCUGGAGGUGAGGAAACCGCCAAUCCUGAAACUGAAGCAACCCCAGAACCGUCACAAACAACCGAAGAACCAAAACCAGAAGAACCACCCGAAGCUAAACCUGAAGAAGCUACUGAAGAAGCACGUCCGUCAGUAACUUCUGCUCCUCCUACUGAAGAAGAAACAUCAGAAAAACGCCCCUCUCAACCAGACUCUGAACCUUCUAAACCACCGGAACCUGAAACUGCUGAAACUGGAGAACAACAACCGGCAGUUGUCGAUAAGGUGGCAUCGAAAGAAAAAGAACCAAAACCGGAAGAACGUAAAUCAAUUACAAGUAAAACCGGAGAAGAUGAAGAAGCAAAACCGGAAAUUAAAGAACAAAAAUCGCCAUCGCUAAUUGAGAAAAAAAAAUCCGACACUCAGUCUGUUCACAGUAGAGCGAGCAAGGUGAGUAGAGCGAGUCAGGAGUUGCCUGAAAUCAAAUCGGAAGAAAUGGUGAAGAAAACCAGCGCCUUAAUUUCUUCAGAAAGCUUGGAAAAACGCCGGGGUUUAACGAAAGAAGAUGGAAAGGAAGGCCGCAAAAGCCGCUCUGAGCGCCUCAGCAGCCGGGCGCAAAAAGUCCUCGGGAGCACAAUCUCAAUUCGGCGCCUCAGCGUUAUUGGAGACUUUUACGACCGCUCGAAGGGCGCCCGUUUUAUGAACACUUACAAACUGGAGUCGGAUAAUCCGUUUAAACCAGAAAAAGUUACAAAAAUACUAGAAGCGGUGAUGAUAGAAGCGCUGGAUAAUUUAACUUAUGACCCAGACAAGUGCCCCAAACAAGCCAAAUGGGCCUCGAGUGCGAUCAGGGCCAGAGUCAAAGAACUGCAGUUCGAUAGAUAUAAACUAAUUUGUUUGGUCACAAUCGGAGAAAAAAAUUCGCAGGAUGUUUUCGUCACUUGCAGAUUUCUUUGGGAUGUCGAUCGGGACAGAUAUGCCACGUAUUCACUUGAAAAUACCUACGUUUUUGGGAUAGCACAGUGUUUUGGAGUGUAUUAUGAAUGAAAAUUAAAGUCUCGUUCACAUCGG
Molecule: messenger RNA, 1215 nt
Organism: Tribolium castaneum (red flour beetle)
Lineage: Eukaryota; Metazoa; Arthropoda; Insecta; Coleoptera; Tenebrionidae
Product: translation initiation factor IF-2
Exons: 6
Coding region: 121-1191 (356 amino acids)
Biological process (GO): microtubule-based movement
Cellular component (GO): cytoplasmic dynein complex; cytoplasm
Molecular function (GO): dynein intermediate chain binding
Source: RefSeq, a predicted model, not a curated record